AUUAUCUUUACUCCUAUAAAUGCACCACUGAAAUCCAACGAAAUCCGUCCUACAAAAUACAAAUAUCCUCUUGUUCUGUGUUGUGUACGACUGCAGAACAAGGUUCAACAUGGUCCAACGCCUGACCUACCGUCGUAGGUUGUCCUACAACACUGCCUCCAACAAGACCAGACUUUCCCGGACACCUGGUAACCGCGUUGUGUACCUGUACACCAAGAAAGUCGGCAAAGCCCCCAAGUCGGCAUGCGGUAUCUGCCCAGGGAGACUGCGCGGAAUCCGUGCUGUUAGACCUCAGGUUCUGAUGAGGCUCUCAAAGACUAAGAAGCACGUCAGCAGAGCGUACGGUGGCUCCAUGUGCGCCAAGUGCGUCCGUGACAGGAUCAAGCGUGCUUUCCUGAUUGAGGAGCAGAAGAUCGUUGUCAAGGUCCUCAAGGCACAGGCACAGAGCCAGAAGGCCAAGUAGAUGUAUUUGUAUUGCUUCAAUAAAAGAAAUGGGGGAAAAUGA
This is a messenger RNA of Gadus morhua (Atlantic cod), 505 nucleotides long. RefSeq names its product ribosomal protein L34 (gene rpl34). Gene Ontology annotation, biological process: translation. NCBI's taxonomy places the organism in Eukaryota, Metazoa, Chordata, Actinopteri, Gadiformes, Gadidae. Gene Ontology annotation, molecular function: structural constituent of ribosome. The transcript is spliced from 5 exons. The record is from RefSeq and is a predicted model, not a curated record. Gene Ontology annotation, cellular component: ribosome. The coding region runs from base 110 to 463 and encodes 117 amino acids.